ACUAGAUGCAACUGUAUUUUUUCUAUUGGUUAACAGAACACAAAAUUUAGAUAUUUCAGAGGUAUAAAUACGACUCGCUCAGUCUUCUAUUACGUGGAAUUAAGUUUCGUCUAAUUGUUCCUGAAUAUCAAAUACACGAGAAAAGUUUCACACCAAGGACUUUAAAAUAUCAACUGAAAAACGUUGCACUACCUUGUUUGUCAAUCAUGAUAAGAAUAGCAAUAAUCUGCUUUCUAGUUUCCAUUGUCAGAAGUCAGGACUGUGUGCUUAAUUCUGAUGAGUUAAAUGAAGUAAAGCAAAUUUUCAAGGAUGCGGAUAAAAGUAUGGAAGAAGCAACUAAAAAUCAAAGUGCAAAUGCGGCAAUUGUCAUAGGCACCAGAAGAAGUGGAAAAAGUACACUAAUUAAUUACUUGAUGGGCAAUGAAUUAACAGCUUUUAGACGUGAUAAAUUUGAAGACAUAACAAUAAGAAAAACUAACGAAAAUACAACUGGACCAGAAAUUAGUACUAGCGUAGAAUUAGGGUCUAAAAUUCCUACAAAAUGGUCAUCAAGAAGGCCAGAACUUCAAAAUGUGGACCUCUGGGAUACUCCUUCAAUUUUGGACAGCAGUGAUCCAGUGCGUGAAUUCAGCAAUGCCCUUUAUCUGUAUCAUCUGAUAAGAAGAGUCGAAUCUCUGAAACUCAUUUUAGAUGUCAAUUUUAAUUCCAUUUUUUCUGAUGAUAUUUAUGAGAUUAUUUUGCUUCUAAAUGAUCUUGAUCAAUUAUUUAAUGGCAUGUUUAAAGACUUUUUCCCUAGUAUAUCACUAAUUAUCUCAAAAGCACCUUAUCAACACAAUGAAGCUACAGUUGAUCAUGAAUAUGUAAGUGCCAAAUUAAACUCGAUAUUAGAAAGUAAUCUGGUUGAGUCCCAAGUUUUAAAAGACUUUAUACAGCAUAUAACAGAUAAUAAAAAAAGUGUAGGCAUCUUCAGGCUACCAAAAGAUAUUGGAAACCUUGCUGCAGAUAUCGAUGAUAAUAUUAUUCCAGCUAUUAAUAACGCUCAGGGCAAAGACAAGGCAUCUCACCAGAAUAUGGGUAUAUCAAUUACAGAACGAUAUCUACCUUGCCUGCAACACUUUAAUGAUUUGAUGCACAAAGAAUAACCAACAGAAAAUAGUGUCUGAUAAAGAUUUCUGGAGUUAUUUAUACAGGCAGUAUUUCUUCUAUAACUAAACUACUGUUAUUAUGGGUUAAUUCAAAUAAUUGUAAACUUGAAAAUAUGGUGUCGGUAACGUUUCUACGUGAAAAUUAAAAAAUAAAUUCCAGAAUUUCAAAAAAUA
Molecule: messenger RNA, 1319 nt
Organism: Leptopilina heterotoma
Lineage: Eukaryota; Metazoa; Arthropoda; Insecta; Hymenoptera; Figitidae
Exons: 2
Coding region: 207-1142 (311 amino acids)
Source: RefSeq, a predicted model, not a curated record